Messenger RNA from Podarcis raffonei (Aeolian wall lizard), 4384 nucleotides. Its product is annotated as peroxidasin homolog. Gene Ontology annotation, molecular function: peroxidase activity; protein binding; heme binding. The transcript is spliced from 22 exons. Lineage: Eukaryota; Metazoa; Chordata; Lepidosauria; Squamata; Lacertidae. Bases 14 to 4369 code for a protein of 1451 amino acids. The record is from RefSeq and is a predicted model, not a curated record. Gene Ontology annotation, biological process: response to oxidative stress.
UAAUUGGAAACAUAUGUCCGUGUGUGUCCCCACCUCCUCCUUCCUCCCCCCUUCUUCUCCUCCCCGUCCCUCAAGGCUGGGAGAUUUCGGUCUGCUUCUUUGCAGCUCAGAAUCUGGGGAACUUAACAUCCCUGCAAACACCAUGCUGGGCAGAGCCGCAGGCCUCCUCCCCAGCAUCUACCUGGUGCUUCUCUUACCUGUCUCAGCCAGCUCCUGCCCCAGCCGGUGCUUAUGCUUCAGGACCACAGUCAGAUGCAUGCAUUUGAUGCUAGAAACCAUCCCUGAAGUCCCACCACAGACCAAUGUCCUGGAUUUGCGCUUCAACCGCAUCAAAGCCAUCCAGCCUGGAGCCUUCAGGAAUCUGAAGAACCUCAACACCCUGCUUUUGAACAACAACCUGAUAAAGCAAAUUGCACGAAGAUCCUUCGAAGGACUUGACAGCUUGAAAUACCUCUACCUUUACAAGAAUGAAAUACAGAGCAUCCAGCAGCAUGCAUUCAAGGGCCUUUCUUCCCUGGAACAGCUUUACCUGCAUUUUAACAACCUUGAAACCUUGGAGCCAGAGACGUUUAGCGACCUGCCCAAACUGGAAAGGCUCUUCUUGCACAACAACCGGAUUUCCAGAAUCCAGCCGGGCGCUGUCACCCAACCAGAAUCCCUUAAACGCCUGCGGCUGGACUCCAACGCCUUGCUGUGCGAUUGUGACCUGAUGUGGCUGGCAGAAUUGCUGAGGAAAUUCACUGUGCAGGGCAACACCCAGACGGCAGCUACCUGCGAGAACCCAAGGGAGCUGCAGGGGCGCUCCAUCGUCACCCUGACCACCCAAGAAUUCAACUGUGAGAGGCCCCGCAUCACGACCGAGCCACAAGACGCAGAUGUCACCCUGGGCAACACCGUCUAUUUCAUCUGCAGAGCAGAAGGUAACCCCAAGCCCAAGAUCAUCUGGCUCCACAACAACAACGAGAUCGACAUGCAAGAUGAUGGGCGUCUGAACCUCCUGCAAGACGGAACAUUAAUGAUCCAAGAUACCAGGGAGUCGGACAAAGGCGUCUACCAGUGCAUGGCCAAGAAUGUCGCCGGAGAAGCAAAGACCCAGGAAGUUGUGCUGCGCUACUACGGCCACCCAUCCAAACCCAGCUUUGUGAUCCAGCCCCAGAACACAGAAGUGCUGGUUGGGGAGAGCGUCACUUUGGAAUGCGGGGUCUCCGGGCACCCUCUGCCCCGCGUCACCUGGGUGCUGAGCUCUGGGUCUCCACUGCCGCAGGACCCUCGCUUCACCAUCACCAGCUCCGGGGGGCUAUAUAUCCAAAACGUCACCUUCUCGGACCAAGGGCAGUACAGCUGCAACGCGAGUAACAGUGAGGGCUCCAUCCAAGCCACAGCCAACGUCAUCGUGCAAGAUACUCCCAAGUUUCUGAUCAUCCCCACCGACCAGACCGUAACAGAGGGUCAAAGCGUUGAUUUUCCCUGCUCUGCAGAGGGCCGUCCACUGCCAGUCAUUGCCUGGACGAGAGCAGGUGGUCCGUUGCCGAGCGACCGGAGACACAGCAUCCUUUCCACAGGCACCCUGAGGGUGGUCCGAGUGGCCCUUCACGACCAAGGCCAGUACGAAUGCCACGCCAUCAGCGCCAUUGGGGUCCGAAGCUCCCCUGUGCAGCUCUGGGUGACUCCGCGAGUGAUUCCGGUCUUCCUUCACCCCCCGCAAGAUAUGGUGGCGGAGACUGGACAAGACAUCGAGAUCACCUGCGCUGCCCAAGGCGAUCCACAGCCCACCAUCACAUGGGCCAAGGAAGGAAUUCAGAUCACAGAGAGUGGCAAGUUCCACAUGAACAGAGAAGGGACCCUCUCCAUCCGAGACCUGGGGAUGGCUGACCAAGGGAGGUACGAGUGUGUAGCCAGGAACACUUUUGGGUUUACUUCCAGCACCAUGCAACUGACAAUCACAGCUACGAACGUUGGCAGAAGCGGCGACACCUUUGUAGCUACCUCGAUCCAAGAAGCCAUCAGCAGUGUGGACCACGCCAUCAAUUCUACGCGCACCGAGCUGUUUAGCAAGCGACCCAAAACUCCUAAUGAAUUGCUGGCUCUUUUCCGUUACCCGCGGGAUCCGUACACCAUCGAGACAGCUAGGGCCGGAGAGAUCUUCGAACGGACCUUGCAGCUCAUCCAGGAACAUGUGCAGCAAGGCUUGGUUGUGGACAUGAACGGAACAGGGUACCGCUACAAUGACCUAGUCUCCCCGCACUACCUGAACAUGAUCGCCAACCUGUCCGGCUGCUCUGCCCACCGCCGCACCCCCAACUGCUCCGACAUCUGCUUCCACAGGAAGUACCGGACCCACGACGGCUCGUGCAACAACCUCCAGCACCCCAUGUGGGGAGCCUCCCUCACUGCCUUCGAGCGCCUGCUCAAGCCGGCCUACCAGAAUGGGUUCAACCUGCCCAGAGGCUUCUCUCUGGCCGACGACUCCCGGGAGCUCCCCCUGCCGCUCCCUCGCUUGGUCUCGACCGCCAUGAUUGGCACCGAGACCAUCACGCCCGACGACCAGUUCACUCACAUGCUGAUGCAAUGGGGACAAUUCCUGGACCACGACAUGGACCAGACCGUGGCGGCCAUUAGCAUGGCGCGCUUCUCCGAUGGAGCGUCGUGCAGCCAGGUGUGCACCAAUGACCCUCCCUGCUUCUCCGUCAUGAUCCCGGAAAACGACCCGCGGGUGAGGAACGGACACUGCAUGUUCUUCGUCCGCUCCAGCCCCGUGUGUGGUAGCGGGAUGACCUCUCUGCUGAUGAACUCCGUGUACGCCCGGGAGCAAAUCAACCACCUCACCUCGUUCAUCGACGCAUCCAACGUCUACGGGAGCACGGAGCACGAGUCUCUGGAGCUGAGGGACCUCAGCAACCAGAGGGGGCUCCUGAAACAAGGGCAGGUGGUCCCCAGCUCCGGGAAGCACCUCCUCCCCUUCGCCGUGGGGCCUCCCACCGAAUGCAUGCGGGAUGAGAGCGAGAGUCCUGUCCCGUGUUUCUUGGCCGGCGACCACCGAGCCAACGAGCAGCUGGCCUUGACUUCCAUGCACACCCUGUGGUUCCGGGAGCAUAACCGCAUGGCCGCCAAGCUCCUGGCCCUGAACCCUCACUGGGACGGGGAUACCAUCUACCACGAGGCUCGGAAGAUCGUGGGGGCCGAGAUGCAGCACAUCACGUACUCGCACUGGUUGCCCAAGAUCUUCGGGGAAGCCGGGAUGAAGGUCUUGGGGGAGUACAAAGGCUACGAGCCCAACACCAACGCCGGCAUUCUGAACGCCUUUGCCACGGCCGCCUUCCGCUUCGGCCACACCCUCAUCAACCCUCUCCUCUACCGGCUCAACGAGACUUUCCAGCCCAUCCGGCAGGGCCACCUCCCUCUUCACAAGGCCUUCUUCUCGCCAUUCAGGAUCACCCAGGAAGGCGGCAUCGACCCGCUUCUCCGCGGACUCUUUGGGGUCCCCGGGAAAAUGCGAGUGCCUUCCGAACUCUUGAACAUGGAGCUGACCGAGAAGCUCUUCUCCAUGGCCCAUUCCGUCUCUCUGGACCUGGCAGCCAUCAACAUCCAGAGGGGGCGCGACCACGGCAUCCCCCCUUACAACGAUUUCCGGGUCUUCUGCAACCUCACGUCCGUGCAGGAGUUCGACGACCUCAAGAACGAGAUUAGGAACCUCGAAAUCAGGGAGAAGCUCAGGAGUUUAUAUGGAAUUACAAAGAACAUCGACUUGUUUCCUGCUCUGAUGGUGGAGGACCUUGUCCCGGGUACGAGAGUGGGGCCGACACUCAUGUGCUUAUUAGCAACUCAGUUUCGAAGACUCCGAGAUGGAGACAGGUUUUGGUACGAGAACCCAGGUGUGCUCAGCCCUGCCCAGCUCACGCAGAUAAGGCAGGUGUCUCUCGCCCGCAUCAUCUGCGACAACAGCGACCACAUCAGGCAGCUGCAGAAGGAUGUUUUCCAGGUGGCAGCCUACCCACAGGGCAUGGUCAGCUGCGAUGAGAUCCCGGAAGUGGAUCUGCGCCUCUGGCAGGACUGCUGCGAAGACUGCAGGACCCGGGGCCAGUUUAGGGCUCUCUCCCAACAGUUCCGAAGUAAAAGAUCUUCUGGCUUCAGCUACCCAGAAGAAAACCCUUCCAAGGCCAAGCCUGGGGAUCUAAGGCCGGAGGAACCUUCUCAGACCCCACCCUCAGAGGAGGACCUCGAGGCAUUAGUAAACGAACUGGAAAAAACCAUCUCCUCUCUUCAGAGAAAGGUUAACGGCUUGGAAAGUCAACUGAGACAGCAUCAAAGAAGCACCACAGCCGGAUAUGGCUGGCAGCAGAAGAGUGGAGCUGCCUUGAGGAAAAGAUGACCCACUCUGCACGGU